Molecule: messenger RNA, 1700 nt
Organism: Dalotia coriaria
Lineage: Eukaryota; Metazoa; Arthropoda; Insecta; Coleoptera; Staphylinidae
Product: antichymotrypsin-2-like
Exons: 5
Coding region: 208-1428 (406 amino acids)
Molecular function (GO): serine-type endopeptidase inhibitor activity
Source: RefSeq, a predicted model, not a curated record
AACUGAACAAACAAGCGACCACUUCGCGGACGAGUCCGGUUUUCUUGCGAGCGCAGUAAACCGUAAACAAUUCAUCGCGCGACGUGUGCGACUCAUCAAUUGUUAUUCGACGUUCGACCAACCAAGACCAAGUUUAGUUGAGUUGUUACAUUGUGCGAGCAGUAAAAUACAAGUGAAUACACAUAUAGAGACAUAGACAUAGAGACAAUGAUGAAGCUGAUGGUAAUUGUGGUGCUGGUGGCGAUUUCAAGCCAGAUGUCUUCGGCGUUACCGAGUGGCACGCACGAGGAAGACGAUUACGACUUUGGCGAGAGCAAUCGGGCGUUCGCCGCGGCUGUUUACAAGGAAUUAUCAAAAAGUGAACCAAGCAACUUCCUGACAUGUCCACUCUCAGUGCAAACAGUAAUGGCGCUCACAUCCUUAGGCGCCAAAGGAGACACCGCUACCGAAAUCACCCGCGGACUAAAACUACCCUCCAACCAAAAAUUACUAAAAACAAUCUUCAGACACCUUAUGCCACAACUCCGUGGCAACGAAUUCUACUCUCUAACAUCCGCGAAUAAACUCUUCGUAAAUCACAACUUUAAACUAAAACAAGCCUAUCAGGACGUAGCUAGAUACAUUUUCGAUGCAGAUGUCGACACUGUCGACUUCUCACUCAACUACGAAGCCGCACGUGACAUUAACGACUGGGUACAGGAUAAAACAAACAAUAAAAUCCAGGAAAUCAUCUCACCUGAAGAUCUCCUCAAGGAAACCAAAUUAGUCCUUGCAAAUGCUCUGCAUUUCAAAGGAAAAUGGCAGUAUCCAUUUGAUCCUGUUGAUACAAUCAAGCGGCCAUUUUAUUCAGAGCAUAAGGAGCCACAUAAUGUGGACAUGAUGCAAUUGACGGACUUUUUUAAUUAUUACGAGAAUGAAGAACUCGAUGCGAAGUUCUUAGAGUUGCCGUAUCAAGGACAUGAUGUUUCCAUGGUGUUUGUGUUGCCUAACAAAGUCGACGGCUUGAAAAGGUUAGAGCAUCGUAUGGAGGAGGUACUACAGGAUCAACCAUUCAAGAAACAACAUGUCAGGAUACAGAUUCCUAAGUUUUCGAUGGAAACUACCAUAAAGUACAAAAAAAUCCUGCAAGAUCUGGGAAUUCAUAAAGUCUUCACUGAACACGCUGAUUUAUCCGAUAUCACACCAGAUAACAAUCUGCAAGUGAACACAGUCAUCCAGAAGACGUUUAUCAACGUGACAGAAACAGGAACUGAAGCAGCAGCUGCAACAGCAAUUGUAGAGUAUAUUGAUUACUGGGGGUUGAUUAAUUUUGUGUUGGUGGACUGGACGAUGGACCAUCCAUCGAUUUUCUAUCUGCGAAUGAAAACGCCUUUCGGCCAUUACGUGCUUUUCGUGGGCCGGAUACUCGCGCCACUUUCCGCAGCCUAAAAACAAACACACGCAACACUCAAAUAGACAUAAAUGUUAAUAUUUUGGAGCGUAUCGGAGAGGAGGAAGUGUUUGAUGCGGUGCCAUUCAUUGCUGAGCAUCCAUUUUUAUUUGCUCUUAUCAUGAGGAGUGCACCAAUCGAUGAAUUGGUCACUACUACUUCAACAUCCACAACUUUGGAGGUUAGUGCAGCACAUAUUGAGUCAAUUGAGGAAUCCACCAAUAAAGAAGAACGAGUUGUUUUUGUCGGGCGUUAUGUACAAGUUAAAUAA